Filobasidium floriforme is the source of this 831-nucleotide messenger RNA. RefSeq names its product putative 60S ribosomal protein L31. Gene Ontology annotation, biological process: cytoplasmic translation. The coding region runs from base 118 to 498 and encodes 126 amino acids. Lineage: Eukaryota; Fungi; Basidiomycota; Tremellomycetes; Filobasidiales; Filobasidiaceae. The record is from RefSeq and is a predicted model, not a curated record. Gene Ontology annotation, molecular function: structural constituent of ribosome. Gene Ontology annotation, cellular component: cytosolic large ribosomal subunit; ribosome. The transcript has 5 exons.
GAUCACCUCGUUCAGCGUUAGAGAAGGCAACCCCUUGUAGCGACCUCCCGUCUUUCCUACUUCCCCUCUAGAUCACCCCACCUUCAAGACUCUCGCCCAGACGACUUUUGGAUAAAGAUGGCUCGUACUGACAAGAAGACCCAGAAGACCAGGUCGGCCCUGAACGACGUGGUUACCCGUGAAUACACCGUUCACUUGCACAAGCGGGUCCACGGUUCUUCGUUCAAGAAGAGGGCUCCCAAGGCCAUCAAGUCGAUCGUCGAGUUUGCUCAAAAGUCGAUGGGUGUUCAGGACGUUCGAAUCACCCCCGGUCUCAACCAGGCCGUCUGGGCCCGAGGUGUCCGAUCCCCCCCUCACAGGAUCAGGGUCAGGUUGGAGAGGAAGCGAAACGACGACGAGGGUGCCAAGGAGAAGCUUUACGUCUUGGCUCACCACGUCGAGGGUGUUACCAGCUUCAAGGGACUCGAGACCACCGUCAUCGAGGCCGACGAGGAGUAGAUUAGCCUUUCCCAGCUAGUCGAUCCCGAAAACGCCCCAUCCUCUAUCUUCUCUCUCUCUCUCUCUCCUUCGCCCCCUCCCACAGACACCUGAGAACGGUGAACCCCACUUGUAGACAAGAGAUGAUAUAUCGAGUUUAUGUGGGGAUUUACGAGUCGCCGUGCGGAAUCAAGGCUGUAUGGCUGUUGCAUCGACCCUUUUCCUUUGAGGACUGUACGGACUGUGUUUACUAGCUUGAACGAUCAAUUGUCGCGCUUUGUUUACGAUUUCGCUGUCGGGCGGGUCUUUAAGAAGGCAAAAGCAGAGAAUUAGAGCUCUCUCUCAACUUCAUCG